Molecule: messenger RNA, 733 nt
Organism: Triplophysa rosa
Lineage: Eukaryota; Metazoa; Chordata; Actinopteri; Cypriniformes; Nemacheilidae
Exons: 2
Coding region: 75-350 (91 amino acids)
Molecular function (GO): protein binding
Source: RefSeq, a predicted model, not a curated record
CAGCAAAAAGAGAAAAUGAAACCUGCAGUACUCGUAACAUUGCUCGACACUGACUUGCUAGGAGUUUCCUUAAAAUGGGAAAGAUUUUCCAGAUUGAGGUGGUUGGAAUAAAAGGGGAGAGAAAGACAGUAGAUGUUGCGAAUUCACAGGAAGAAUUUAACAAUACAACUGUUUUACAGUUCAAAAAGAAACUUGCGGAAAAACUACCGGGUCAAGCAGGUGAUGAUGUAUCGUCUCUCAGACUGCUGUACACAGAUAAACAGCUAGAAGACCAGGACAAGUUUUCAGACCACCAAAUUGAGGACCGCUCCACUUUCUUCAUGGUCCUGCGUCUACCCGGGGAGUUCUAAAUCAUGUUUAGCUAUACGAGGAAUUUGAGGAAACAUUUUGACUUUUUAACAUUAUCUUAACUUCUCUUUUUGCUGCAAGACAAAAUGCAUUUUUUCUAUAAUGCGGAAGGCUUUGGCUUUGGCAAAAUAGUUCACAAAUAUAUACAACGGGAGGCACACCCUAAGAAACAAUGUGCUUUUACCCCACAAGCUCACCAGCAUGAGGUAAAAGGCAUACAAUAUUGAUUCAAAUACUUUAGGUAAAAUAAUAUGGUUUUAACAAUGUUUAAGUAAAUACUUGUUCAAAACAUCACUUUAGCAAAGUUUGUACUGUUUUUUGUUUAUUUCGAUAAUUCAUUUUUGUUCAAUAAAUAUACUGUCAUUAAAAUAUGUUAAUAUCAUAA